Molecule: messenger RNA, 1166 nt
Organism: Haliotis rubra (blacklip abalone)
Lineage: Eukaryota; Metazoa; Mollusca; Gastropoda; Lepetellida; Haliotidae
Product: desert hedgehog protein B-like
Exons: 3
Coding region: 279-1046 (255 amino acids)
Biological process (GO): multicellular organism development; intein-mediated protein splicing; cell-cell signaling
Source: RefSeq, a predicted model, not a curated record
GAUGCAGGAGGUUGCCGUUGAUGACGCCUCGGUGAUAGAGAUACGAUAGCGCACCUGUUCUUUCACGCACUUGGGAUGUGGCAUGAACAAAACAGGGCUGAUCGGGAUGUGUAUAUUACUCUACACCCUCUCAACAUGGAAGCUGGGGCAGCUGUCAAUUUCCACCGGUAUCACCUGUAUGAAACACGGGAUAUACUUUACCUUAAUAGUUCCAACGUCAAAAACUAUACAGGACAUCAUCUGCCGACUCUUCCGCCAGGUUUACUCAAGUCACUGAUAUGGAGAAAUAUAUGUUUUCUCAUGGCGACUGUUCUGAUUUGACAUAUGACAUCUGUUCCCUACUCCACAUUGGACCAUAUGCUUACUCUAAAAAUGGCGAACCUGUCUUUUCUCCUUUGACAUGGAGAGGUCCAUGGGGAACAGAUAUCCAACACGACAUGAAUGUACUAGCGUGCAUAUAUGCUUUGCAUUAUGUAGCGGAAUACCACUUCACUGGCUGUUUUCCACCAUCAUCCGUGGUUCAGAUGGAGAAUGGCAGGUCCAAAACCAUUGGGGAGUUGAUGAUAGGUGAUACAGUGAUGGUCAUGGACGAGGAAGGUCGGGUUUCCUUCAGUGAUGUCAACCUGAUGAUGCAUAAACUGGACCGAACACCCGUAGAGUACAUAAUACUUGAAAUAGAAGAUGGCCUUACACUGACAAUGAGCAAGGAGCAUGUGGUUUUUGUGAGCUCAGUUUGGAGCUUUUCAGCAGAGACCCGCAUGGCGUCAAAGGUUGAGAUCGGCGAUUAUCUUUUCCGCCCGGAGCUGACGAAUGGAUCGUUUGUUCCUGUGAAAGUGACAGCAAUUAGAAAGCAAGUCAUCACAGGGGCAUAUGCACCGACGACUCUGGCAGGAAACAUUGUCGUGGACGGGCACCUUGCGUCAUCCUCUGGGAUCAGAAUCUGGCACAUGGCUUCUUUCUUCCUUGGCGGAUCAGGUACCACAUGUACAAUACCAUAUUUGGAAAAUCACUCCAAGAACCCGCCCCAGGCUUUCAUUGGUCACUGAGAGCCUUUGUGUCGCUCUACUGUCGCAUUGUUGACGACAAGCUUUGUGAUGAUCUCUUGAACGUGUGAGAUUUUGUAUGUAUUCAUAAAACAUAAAGCCACGAGCAUGAGCAUAAAAUCA